AGCAUUGGUUGAACGGGAACCAUUGGAGAUAUUUUCAAGAAAUGCUCGCAGUUUUGAGUGAAUUUUACUGUAGCUACUCCCUACACUCUCCACAAUACAUUCACAUGCAAUAGUAGGCUGGUAGCAGUUUAGUUGAAUCUGAAAUUCAGAACAGUUCGCACCGAAUGUUAGUUAGUUUAUAGUUAGUUUGUGACAGCAACUAAUAACAAAAACUUUACAACUGAAAAUUAACUUGAGUGAUACAAUUAUUCGUGGAGGAUUUGAAUUCAGUGGUGGUCAUAAAAUGAUAAAUAAUAUUGAUACUUCAGAGGUGUAAAAAUCUAUAAAGAAUGUUUAUCGAAGAAUCUUCUUUCUUGCUUGAAAUGUCAUCAUUGUUUUAGUGUAAUAGAUGAACUCUAUUCUUCUUCAUUGGAAGGAUAAUGGAUAUUCCACAGAUGUACGGUGCAGAGGUAAUUGAGCCGAACCCUGCUGGCAAAUCGGCAGUUUACAAAGAGUAUGGCAUGACGGAGACUGGUAUGAAAGAGGACAUAACUCAACUGAAAACCUGGCUCAGCAAGCAGCCUCAUCUACCCAUCUUAUCUGGAGAGAACGUUGACGCCUGGUUAGAGAAUUACCUGAUCACCUGCAAGAACAGUCUGGAGCGAGCUAAGGAUGGAUUGGACAUCUACUUUUCAUUGAAAAGUCUCAUCCCAGAGGUUUUCAUGAACCGGGACCCUCUGCAUCCAGGGAUCAUAAAAAGUACCGAAGUGAUGGCGUUGCUCUUUCUGCCGCAGCCGACACCCGACAACCGACGCGUGCUAUUGUUCUCGCACCGCUGCUUGUCGGCGGACCACUUUGACCCGGUGUUCGCCUACCGCCGCAUCACAAUGAUGCUGGACGUGCUGCUGCAGGAAGGCGUCGACUAUAGCGGUAUCGAAGUGGUCGUCGACACACGUCGCUGCUGUUUCGCUCACAUUACCAAGUACAAUCCGGCCCUACUCAAGCGGGCCUUCGAUCUCGGACUGAAAGGCUACCCACAACGUGUACACAAAAUUCACAUGGUCAACCCUUGGUCGAUGCUCGAGACUGGCGUGGCACUAUUCAAGCAGUUCAUGUCUAAGAAGCUUCAAGAGAGGAUGAUAGUGCACAGAAAAAUUGAAGAUCUGCACACUCACAUACCAAAGAGCAUUCUACCCAGUGAUCUCAGUGGAGAAGGCCCUUCGAUGGAGGAGCUCAAUGAUGCUUGGCAAGAGAAAUUGAUUUCCUACAGACAAUGGUUCCUCCACAACGACACGAUAAAGGCUGAUGAGUCAAAAAGGGUCGGCAAAUGUCGCUUCGGUCAAAUGGAACAGACAUUUGGAAUUCAAGGAUCAUUCAGAAAAAUUGAAGUUGAUUAGUGGAUAUGAUACAACAAUAUCACUGAAUUAACCUCUCGCAAACAUCGUUUCAUCAAUAGACUUCAUCAAUAUUUCUACUAUUAAUAUUCUAGAAGAUAUUUUAUUUGGUUGCUGUAUUAUAUUCCAUUUAUUUGUUUGUUAUUUAUUCUUAUCCUUUUAAUAAAUAUAUCAUCUCGUAUUCUGGAUAAAAUUA
This is a messenger RNA of Nilaparvata lugens (brown planthopper), 1569 nucleotides long. Its product is annotated as alpha-tocopherol transfer protein-like. Gene Ontology annotation, cellular component: membrane. The record is from RefSeq and is a predicted model, not a curated record. Gene Ontology annotation, molecular function: phosphatidylinositol bisphosphate binding. The transcript has 7 exons. Lineage: Eukaryota; Metazoa; Arthropoda; Insecta; Hemiptera; Delphacidae. Bases 420 to 1376 code for a protein of 318 amino acids.